Molecule: messenger RNA, 963 nt
Organism: Ilex paraguariensis (yerba mate)
Lineage: Eukaryota; Viridiplantae; Streptophyta; Magnoliopsida; Aquifoliales; Aquifoliaceae
Source: the annotation of a GenBank genome assembly
AUGCAAAAUAGUUCUUCAACUUCAUCUCUGGGUCCAGCAGGCUUGGAUCUAAGCCAAGCGUUCUUCAAGCCCAUUUGCAACACAGAGCCACCAUCACCCACAAAACGCCACACUAAGAUCUCCAUCAUCGGAACCGGAAACGUCGGCAUGGCCAUUACCCAAACUAUCCUAACCCAAGACCUCUGCGACGAAAUCGCCCUCGUCGACGCCAAGCCCGAUAAACUUCGCGGUGAAAUGCUCGACCUCCAACACGGCGCCGCCUUCCUCCCCCGCACCAAAAUCAAGGCCUCCGUCGACUACGACGUCACCGUCGGGUCGGAUCUCUGCAUUGUCACGGCGGGUGCCCGACAAAUCCCCGGUGAGUCGAGAUUGAAUUUGAUGCAGAGGAACUUGUCUCUGUUUAAGUGUAUAAUACCGCCGUUGGCUAAGUACUCGCCGGACUCUGUGCUGUUGAUUGUUUCGAAUCCGGUGGAUGUCUUGACUUAUGUGGCGUGGAAGCUUUCUGGGUUUCCGUCGAACCGGGUUAUCGGUUCGGGUACGAAUCUGGAUUCUUCCAGGUUUAGGUUUCUCAUUGCGGAUCAUCUUGAUGUCAAUGCUCAGGAUGUGCAGGCAUACAUUGUUGGGGAGCAUGGUGACAGUUCUGUGGCGCUGUGGUCAAGCAUAAGUGUUGGAGGAGUACCACUACUUAGCCUUUUGGAAAGGCAGCAAAUCGCCUAUGAGAAGGCCACUCUGGAGAAAAUUCACAGAGAAGUUGUGGAGAGUGCAUAUGAAGUGAUAAGCCUCAAAGGUUACACAUCAUGGGCAAUAGGGUACUCGGCGGCUAGCCUGGCUCGAACAAUACUUAGGGACCAGAGGCGAAUCCACCCUGUCUCAGUCCUUGCCAAGGGUUUCCAUGGCAUCCAUGACGGGGAUGUAUUCCUGAGCUUGCCAGCACAGCUUGGUAGGAGCGGAGUCUUAGGGUGA